Messenger RNA from Naegleria fowleri, 240 nucleotides. RefSeq lists its product as uncharacterized. The transcript has a single exon. Bases 1 to 240 code for a protein of 79 amino acids. NCBI's taxonomy places the organism in Eukaryota, Heterolobosea, Eutetramitea, Acrasida, Naegleriidae. The record is from RefSeq and is a predicted model, not a curated record.
AUGGCAGAACAAGAGCACACCAACGCACCGAACACUGCAGUAAACUUUUUCCGUGACGACAAGAGAGAAGAGGCCAAACAAAACCUUGAAGGAGGAAAUAUGGUAGAGCUCUUGGCAGGAUUGUGGGCACAAAUACCGGAAGAUGAAAAGUCUUCUUUCAUUGAAAGGCGUGUGAAGAAGGAUCGACCGGAAGGAGGAGAUCGAGACAAUACACAGAACAUGGAAGAGCGUGAGAAAUAA